UUGUUUUUAGACCAAGCAAGGUGAUUGCAUCGAUUCAUACACAGCAUCAGACAUGGAACUACAGAACCCUAGAAUUGCGUAGAACAAAAGAGUUGGAACCCUAACCCUAAUUCAACUUUAUUUGUUCACAAGUUAGGGUUUUUAUUGAAGGUUUCAGUUUUAAUGGACAUUGAUGUGGCUCGAUGGGUUCUCGAUUUCAUUCUUCGGCAAUCGGUGGACGACCGCUUGCUGAACGCUCUGAUUCGAGUUCUUCCUCUUCCGAACGACAAUUCGAGUUUGAAGAAAGCAAUGCUACUGCGAAGAAUAGAGUCGGAGAUUGCAAAGUGUUUGGUUUCCGAGAAAAUUCUCGAACUAUUGGAACGUAUCGAAGAGUUGGAUUGUGAAGAAGGCGUUGAGGCUUCGAAGGCAAUGAAAGGGGCGUAUUGCGCAGUGGCAGUGGAUUGUGUUGUAAGGUUUCUUGAUGAGAGUGAGGACAAAGAAGCUAAGUAUUUUGAUGCCGUGAAGAGAAUUUGGAGGGGUAGGGUAUGGAAGAUGGAGAGGUCGGAGAAGGCGGUGGGAUUGGUUUCGGAUGAAUUGCGGAGUUGGAAGGACGAGAUUGAGGCGGUGGUUUGGGAUGCAAGUGUUUGUGAAAAUGUGCAAAUGAGGAAUAGACGGAAUGAUGCAUUGGAGGCGGUUAGAACCUAUGUUGCUGAAGUUUGGGAGAUUAUGGGUCCGUCGUUUCUUGACUUGGUGGCUGAGACAGUGAGUGAUGACACAAUGAAGGAAGUGCUGGGAUUGGGCAAUAACCAAGUAUGCAACGGAGUUGGAGAGAUAGCAGCUUGUAUGCCGGAUUCGAGUCAUGAUUUGAUUGCCGGCAAAGGCAAUAAUGAAAUGCAGAGGGGUAUUGCGCUGCCCAGACGCAAGCAUGUUGCUGUCAAACGAGGUAGAGUGAGCUCUGGGACUUCUAGAGGAGUUAAGAUUGCUGAUUCAGAUGAUUUGGACAUAGGGAAAUCAUCAAACAAUUAUGGCUGCCUACCUACUCCUGAAAUUAAUAAAGUACAAGAAGCACUCAGAACCAGUCGUUUGGAUCUACGUGCAGCAGUGAAAGAUCCCCUUCCUGAUGCACUACAGGUUGCUGAAAACGUAAUAUCUAGCAUGAGAAGAGAAGAUAUGAAUCAGGAGCCUUCCGUGGAAGGACAGAAGGUAGAUGUGGAAAUAUCCAUUCAUUCUGUUGACAGGAGUGCUGAGGCUGCUCAGGCCAAUGAGGCUAAUCUCGGAAAUCAAUGUUCCAGGCAUCAGAAUAAUGUGCCUAAACCCAGCCUAAUGGCACGCAAUAGUACCGCCCACACUUGUGAGUGGGACGAUUCUAUUGACAGCUUAUCUGAAGGGUCACCUGGCCGUGGGAGUAUUCACUUGCCUACCCCAAAGAGAAGGCUUGUUUCUCCUUUGAAGAAGUACGAAAUUAAAAAAAUUGGAAUGAGGAGAAAACAUAAGAAAUGGAGUACCCUGGAAGAAGACACCUUGAGAACUGGUGUGCAGAAGUAUGUGAUUCUUUUGUACGGUAUGGGGAACUGGAAGCUUAUCUUAGAUUCAUAUCGUGACAUAUUUGAACAGAGAACCGAGGUUGAUUUGAAGGACAAGUGGAGAAACAUGAUACGAUAUUGACUCUUAUAAAAGGAUUCUGCAGUUGUUUGUAUUAUAGUUGAGGGUGGGCAGAUUGGAGUGUAGUUAUGCUAGGUCUUAUAUCCACAGGCAUGGCAUCAAAUUAUCAGUCAACUUAAAUCAAGAAGCCGAAGUAGCGUACUGGCAUGAACUUUUUGGAUGCUUAAUUAUGGGUAGCUUGGCUGAGGCUUUUAUAUAGCUAGGUCCAAGUCAUUUCAACAAUCAAAUUAGCUCGAGCUUGUUGAGUCUAGAUUAGCAGGGAAGUUAUUUCCAGCAGCUGUUGAUCCAGUCCAUGGUUGCUUUUCUGAGCUCCUUAACCAGGCUAACUGUAUAACCAAAGCAGAAGUUGAGCUUUUGUUUCUCAUUGGCUCAAUAUGUAGCUUUUUGCAAUUAGAAUUAUGAAUUAUUUUGGCAAAUUUCUGUAUAUCCAUUGAUGUAGUUAAAAUUUUACUAUGUAUAUACUGAUAUAGUACAAAUUUUUUUUUUAUGGGUUAUAGGACUGUGUUAUGUUGUUGCUUGUUGCA
This is a messenger RNA of Camellia sinensis, 2165 nucleotides long. NCBI's taxonomy places the organism in Eukaryota, Viridiplantae, Streptophyta, Magnoliopsida, Ericales, Theaceae. The record is from RefSeq and is a predicted model, not a curated record.